Messenger RNA from Trichomonas vaginalis G3, 970 nucleotides. RefSeq names its product protein of unknown function, DUF4106 family. The annotation marks the transcript as partial. The transcript has a single exon. The record is from RefSeq and is a predicted model, not a curated record. Lineage: Eukaryota; Parabasalia; Trichomonadida; Trichomonadidae.
AUGGAUAGCGAUGAGUAUAAAAAAGAAGUUGAAGCAAAUGUAAAGGCAGAAAAACUUUUACAGUUGCAAAACCAAACCGUACAGUAUGAAAACUUAGCACAAGAAAGUAAAAAUAACGACGCAGCCAUGCAAAAGGCAAUGAAAAGCGCAGAAUAUAUAAAAGCUAAUAAUGACUGGUUAGAUGCCCAAGCCAACGCUAAAGCAGCCCAACUUAUAGGGUCAAUAAGGACAAAAAUACAAGCGGAUGAAGACAGUUCAAAUGAAGCUUUAAUGAAUGCUGACUUUAAGAACGCCUUCGAAGCUCUUCAUAGUAAGGUGAAACUAGUGAACGACUUCUCAUCUGGAAAGAAACUGAAGUCUGAAGGUUUCGACAAAGAGUUAAAAGAAGUAGCACAAAAUAUGACGAAAAUAACAGAUGCAGCAACGAGACAGGCAGUUCAAAGUGCCUAUGACGCCGUUAGAGCAACUGUUGUGGAAAGUCAAGAAAAAGAGUUACAACAGACCAAAACAGACCUAGUAAAUGCUUUCUUAAGAACGAAAAGUCAGGUAGGACAUUAUGCUGCAGAUGGAACAUAUGUGCCAGCUGGUGGAACUUAUAUACCACCAAACCCUCCAAGAGAAGCACCUGCACCAGGACUACCUAAAACAUUUACAUCGUCACAUGGACACAGACACAGGCAUGCACCAAAACCAACACAACAACCAACAGUUCAAAAUCCAGCACAACAACAACAACCAAAACCAACAGUUCAAAACCCUGCACAGCAACCAACAGUUCAAAACCCUGCACAACAACCAAAACCAGCACAACAACCACCUCCACAACCAGCACAGCAACCACCUCCACAACCAGCACAGCAACCAACAGUUCAAAACCCUGCACAACAACAACCACAAACAGAGCAAGGACAUAAAAGAAGUAGAGAAAAAGGAAACCAAGAAUUCUUAAAAAUGCUUAAGGAUGAUUAUG